This is a messenger RNA of Jaculus jaculus (lesser Egyptian jerboa), 639 nucleotides long. Its product is annotated as nucleophosmin-like. The record is from RefSeq and is a predicted model, not a curated record. The transcript is spliced from 2 exons. Gene Ontology annotation, biological process: positive regulation of transcription by RNA polymerase II; chromatin remodeling; ribosomal small subunit export from nucleus. Gene Ontology annotation, cellular component: nucleoplasm; cytoplasm; centrosome. Bases 1 to 639 code for a protein of 212 amino acids. Gene Ontology annotation, molecular function: chromatin binding; histone binding; RNA binding. NCBI's taxonomy places the organism in Eukaryota, Metazoa, Chordata, Mammalia, Rodentia, Dipodidae.
AUGGAAGAUUCACUGGACAUGGACAUGAGCCUGCUGAAGCCUCAGGUCUACCUUUUUGGUUGUGAACUAAAGGAUGACAAAGAUUAUCAUUUCAAGGUAGAUAAUGAUGAAAAUGAGCACCAGUUAUCAUUAAGAAUGGCCAGUUUAGGGGCUGGGGCAAAAUAUGAACUGCACAUCAUUGAGGCAGAAACAGUGAAUUUUGAAGGCAAUCAAAUUAAAGUAACACUGGCAUCUUUGACAAUGUCUGUACAACUAACAGUUUCUCUUGGGGGCUUUAAAAUUAUACCACCUGUGGUCUUAACAUUGAACUGUGGUUCAGGACCUGUGCUUAUUAGUAGAGAGCACUUAGUAGUUGUGGGGGGAGAUGCAGAGUCAGAAGUUGAAGAGGAAGAGGAUGUAAAACUCUUAAGUAUGUCUGGAAAGUUAUCUGGACCUGAAGGGGUUAACAAUGUUCCACAGAAAAAAGUAAAACUUGCUGCUGAUGAAGAUGAGAAUGAGGAUGAAGAUGAAGGAGACCAUGAGGAUGAUUUUGAUGAAAAUGUAGCUGAAGAAAAAGCUCCAGCCAAAAAUGUACAAAUAUCAAACCAAAAUGGAAAAGAUGCAAAGCCCUCAACACCAAGAUCAAGAAGCCUUCAAUAG